This is a messenger RNA of Myripristis murdjan (pinecone soldierfish), 2839 nucleotides long. RefSeq names its product SEH1-like (S. cerevisiae) (gene seh1l). Gene Ontology annotation, molecular function: protein binding; structural molecule activity. The coding region runs from base 137 to 1210 and encodes 357 amino acids. Gene Ontology annotation, cellular component: nuclear pore outer ring; Seh1-associated complex. Lineage: Eukaryota; Metazoa; Chordata; Actinopteri; Holocentriformes; Holocentridae. The transcript is spliced from 8 exons. The record is from RefSeq and is a predicted model, not a curated record. Gene Ontology annotation, biological process: cellular response to amino acid starvation; positive regulation of TORC1 signaling.
AGUACACAGUGAGCUGACUCGAGGACCCGCCACAACCACACACAGCAGGCAGACACAUGACAGUCCUGCUAGCUUGUUUGGCUAGUGUGGCUAGUGUUGCUGUCAUUCCCGUGAGCCGCCUCUUGUAGGUUUAAUAAUGUUUGUAGCCCGUAGCAUUGCAGCAGAUCACAAAGAUCUGAUCCACGAUGUGUCGUAUGAUUUUCACGGCCGGAGGAUGGCAACUUGCUCCAGUGACCAGAGUGUCAAGGUUUGGGACAAAAGUGAGAACGGAGAGUGGCAUUGCACAGCUAGUUGGAAGACACACAGUGGAUCGGUGUGGAGAGUGACCUGGGCUCAUCCAGAAUUUGGGCAGGUUCUGGCCUCUUGCUCCUUCGACAGGACGGCUGCUGUCUGGGAAGAGAUUGUAGGGGAAUCCAAUGACAAACAGAGAGGACAGAGCCAUUGGAUAAAGAGAACCACGCUGGUGGACAGCAGGACGUCAGUGACUGAUGUGAAGUUUGCCCCUAAACACAUGGGCCUGAUGCUGACCACCUGCUCUGCGGACGGAGUGGUGAGGAUCUACGAGGCUCCAGAUGUUAUGAACCUGAGCCAGUGGUCCCUGCAGCAUGAGAUCUCCUGCAAGCUCAGCUGCAGCUGCAUCUCCUGGAACCCCUCCAGCUCUCGUGCCCACCCGCCUAUGAUCGCAGUGGGGAGUGAUGACAGCAACGUAACGUAUGGCGGGAAGGUGCAGAUCUAUGAGUACAACGAAAACACAAGGAAAUAUGCCAAAGCAGAGACGUUGAUGACUGUCACUGAUGCGGUGCAUGACAUCGCAUUUGCUCCCAACCUGGGAAGAUCUUUCCAUGUGCUCGCCAUCGCAACUAAAGACGUCCGAAUCUUCAAGCUUGUGCCUAUGAGAAAGGAGAGCACCUCCACAGGACCGACCAAGUUCGAGGUGCAGAUUGUGGCUCAGUUUGACAACCACAACUCCCAGGUGUGGCGUGUGAGCUGGAACAUCACCAGCACCCUGCUGGCCUCCUCUGGGGAUGAUGGCUGUGUGCGCCUCUGGAAAGCUAACUACAUGGACAACUGGAAGUGCACAGGCAUCCUGAAGGGAGAUGGCAGCCCUUUGACCGGUUCUUCUGGUCAGCCCACAGCGAUGAGCACGGUAGUGGGCUCCUCUGUUCAGACCUCCCAGAGCGUCCUGAAUGGGACAUCCGCAGGAAGGUAGGAGGUGUGGUGCGUGUGACACCACUCACCCAAACCGACCCCGUGCAACCCAACCCAACCCAAACCAGUCAGAACUGAUGACUCCUAAUGCCUCACACUGACUGGGACUUGAUGCAGCCACUCACUGACAAACUACUGGGCCCAAACUGACCCAAGGCUGCACUCAUGCAAAGAGCUUGGCUUCUGGUUUCCAGCACACAAGCCUGUGUAGCCUGAUCUAUUUUUUUUCUUUCUUUUUUUCCCCAAUGAUUUGCUAUUGAUUUGUAAUCAUACAUGUUACAGCGGUGGCUUCAGAUAUGCUCUUUGUAAUGUCAGUGUAAGGGUUUGUUUGUAUGAAAAUAAAUAAGUGAAAUAAACUAGUUUGUAUAAAUUUGAUAUUUGACUGUUAUUGUGUACUCUGGAACUAUUUUGAAGGAGAGAACCUUUGUAAAUGUAGGGUACAUUUUUGUAGCUAUUGAUAGAUAUUUACAAUUUUAUGAGCAAGACUCUACAAUACUCCAACAUUUUCAUGUGAAUUAUUAGACCAUCUUCCCAUUGAGAUCCCAUGUUAAGGAUUUAGCACGGAAUAUACGUCCUCACUUGUAAUUUUUUUUUUCUAUUUCAUUCAGUUUAAUUGACAUGCAGAACAACAGUACAUUGUCUGUCUGUUACCAACUGUUGCCAAACUCUUUGCUGAGCAAAAGGAAGCUUGAAUGAAUCUUAUUAACCUACUGCAAUAACAAAUAACAAAAAUGGUAGUAUGGACAAGUGUAUGAAUAUGAAUAUGGCCACUAAUAUUUGGGACUGUGAAAUUUGCAUCAUAAAUUACUAGAUGUAAGUAUUUAUGUAUCUUAGCGACUAAAGUGUUACUUUUUUGUUGAUGAUUGAUGGACCGCGGACUAUGGACAACUGGUCAUGAACCACUGGUUUUGCCUGAUUAGGCAUGUGGCUAUAUUUAUGUUCAAGUUAACAACUUCUGAUUUAUCAAUGGCUAUCUCGACCGUGGAUUUGGUUUUUCACUUUACAUUUAGAAGCACCUCAGCUAACCUGAGUAACCUAAGGACUGGGUAUUAUGUAUUGUGUAUUAUGGCAUUUUGUGUUUGUUUUAAUGAAGUAAAAAUAACACUGCAUCCAAGUGUAAUUUUUCAAAAUCUUCAUUGUAAAACUAAUACAAAGUUUGAAAUAACCUUGAAAAAAGGAAUUAUAUUGCAUUCUGUUCAGGUGUUGACAAAAGUGUGGAAUUUAUUGCAAUAAUAUGGCGUUGUACUGCUUGUUGCAUGCAGGAUUGGCAAGAGAACUCCCUUUGCCCCUCCCCUGCGGCAGCUGACCUCUUCAAAGAUAUACCAGCAUCCUGCAUAUUACUAAUGUCUCCACUGCAGCAGCUCCCAUUUGCUCUUGUGUCCAUGCAUUUGAAAUGCCACACCACGAGUGACACACGUUUAACUGAAUAUUUCAGUCUUGUUGGUUGAGGCCUGUUUGUCGGCAUGGUAACUUUACAGCUCUGUUCUUCACAGCCUUGACCUUCUGGGUUACAGAGUUUUUCUGACAGUGGUCACAGUUGGCGUCAAAAUAGAGAUGUGCUGUCUUGGGGUGAUUAUUUUAUAUUGCAUUGCACAGACUCCUUGAAAAAUAAAUAUUUUCUAUCACUUUA